This is a messenger RNA of Diatraea saccharalis (sugarcane borer), 579 nucleotides long. NCBI's taxonomy places the organism in Eukaryota, Metazoa, Arthropoda, Insecta, Lepidoptera, Crambidae. The record is from the annotation of a GenBank genome assembly.
AUGCUGCCGGUGACGCACGUGGCCAUAAGCCCCACGCUGUCGGACGUGGCCACCGUGCACCGCACCGCCCCCGCCCGCGCGCCCCGCGCCCCCCGCCGCCCCCGCGACAGCCUGGAUACCGAGCCGGACGAGCGAGGGGACGCGUCGUCCGAAGAAGAUUUCACGGCGUCGUACGAGCGAGACGAGCCGGACAAGUAUCAGUCCAUCAUUAGAGUGCACACGGUCAACGCGCGGUUUGUCGGCAGCGUGCGCGUGCCGGAGGUGGUGGAGUGCGCGUGCUACUCGGGCGCGCCGGAGGGCGUCAGCGUGAACGUCAUCGCGGCCGGCACGCGCGCCGGCGCCCUGCGCCUCUACUCCUCCUGGGACCUGCGCCCGCUGCCGCCGCGCGCCGCGUCCGCCGCCCCCGCCGCCCCCGCCACCGCGCCCCCGCGGGCCCCAGCGCCGCCGCUCCUCGGGUUGUCGUACAGCUCGGACUCGCAGGUGCUGUUCGGGUGGUACGGCGACGGGUCGGCGGUGGCGUGGGAGAGCGACCCCUCCAAGCCCGCGCCCCGCAUCGUCCCCGCCCACGCGCUGCUGUGA